GCGAAUGCGUGUUACGUCACUAUGCGAUCGGGUUGUGCUCAGCUUUUGGUCUCCUGGCACCUUGACGCGUCAGGUUGCUGUCCCCCUGCAUCGGAUGCGCUGUACAGUGCGCUGGCUCCGUGAACUGUAGGGACAACACCGGGAUACCCCCGAGGCCGGAAAAUGGACUCAGUGGCUUUUGAGGAUGUGUCUGUGAGCUUCAGCCAGGAGGAGUGGGCUCUGCUGGCUCCUUCACAGAAGAAACUCUACAGAGAUGUGAUGCAGGAAACAUUCAAGAACCUGGCAUCUAUAGGGGAAAAAUGGGAAGACCAGAAUGUUGAAGAUCAACACAAAAACCAGGGGAGAAAUCUAAGAAGCCAUAUGGGAGAGAGACUCUGUGAAGGUAAAGAAGGUAGUCAACGUGCAGAAACCUUCAGUCCCAAUCUCAGUGUGAGGAAGAACACUGCUGGAGUAAAACCAUAUGAAUGUACUGUCUGUGGAAAAGUCUUCAUGCGUCGUUCAUCCCUUACUAGACACAUGAGGUCUCACACUGGAUAUGAGCUAUUUGAGAAGCCAUAUAAAUGUAAGGAAUGUGGGAAAGCCUUUAGUUAUCUCAAAUCCUUUCAAAGACAUGAAAGGAGUCACACUGGAGAAAAACCCUAUAAAUGUAAACAAUGUGGAAAAACCUUCAUAUAUCACCAACCCUUUCAAACACAUGAGCGGACGCACAUUGGAGAAAAACCCUAUGAAUGUAAGCAAUGUGGAAAAGCUCUUAGUUGUCCCAGUUCACUUCGAAUUCAUGAAAGGAUUCACACUGGAGAAAAGCCCUAUGAAUGUAAAAAAUGUGGGAAAGCCUUCAGUUGUCCCAGUUCUAUUCGAAUACACGAAAGAACUCACACUGGAGAGAAACCCUACGCAUGUAAGGAAUGUGGGAAAGCCUUCAUUUCCCACACAAGUGUUCUAACACACAUGAUAACACACAACGGCGAUAGACCUUAUAAAUGCAAGGAAUGUGGGAAGGCAUUCAUUUUUCCCAGUUUUUUACGAGUACACGAAAGAAUUCACACUGGAGAGAAACCCUAUAAAUGUAAACAAUGUGGUAAAGCCUUCAGAUGUUCCACCUCCAUUCAAAUUCAUGAAAGAACUCAUACUGGAGAGAAGCCCUAUAAAUGUAAAGAAUGUGGGAAGUCUUUCAGUGCACGCCCAGCCUUUCGAGUACACCUGAGAGUGCACACUGGAGAGAAACCCUAUAAGUGUAAAGAAUGUGGGAAAGCCUUCAGUCGGACCAGUUACUUUCGAAUACAUGAAAGGACUCACACUGGAGAAAAACCCUACGAAUGUAAAAAAUGUGGGAAAACCUUCAAUUAUCCUCUAGAUUUGCAAAUCCAUGAGAGAAAUCACACUGGAGAAAAACCCUAUGAGUGUAAGGAAUGUGCAAAAGCCUUCAUUUCUCUCGAGAACUUUCGAAGACACAUGAUUACCCACACUGGAGACGGACCUUAUAAAUGCAGGGACUGUGGGAAGGCCUUCAUUUUUCCUAGUGCAUUACGAACACAUGAGCGGACUCACACUGGAGAGAAACCCUAUGAAUGUAAACAAUGUGGAAAAGCCUUUAGUUGUUCUAGUUACAUUCAGAUACAUGAAAGAACUCACACUGGGGAGAAACCUUAUGAAUGUAAGGAAUGCGGGAAGGCCUUUAUUUAUCCCACAAGCUUUCAAGGACACAUGAGAAUGCAUACUGGAGAGAAACCCUAUAAAUGUAAAGAAUGUGGGAAGGCCUUUAGUCUUCACAGUUCCUUUCAAAGACAUGAAAGAAUUCACAGUUGUGAGAAACCUGUUGAAUGUAAGCAAUGUGGAAAAGCCUUCAGUUUGCCCACAUCCUUACAAAAGCAUAUGAGAAUGCACACUCGAUAGAAACUCUAUAAAUGGGAGAAAUAGGGGAAAGUUUUCAAUUCUAACAGAUACUUUCAAAGUUGUGAAAAUUCCCAGUGAAGAGAGAAAUCCUACCAGUGUAAUAUAGAAAGCGAGAUGCAAGAUAAUUCAUGUAUAGUCAGGUACCAUGUAAUCAUGUUUCAGUGAGCAAUGGACCAUAUACAGGUUGGUGGCCCCAUAAGAUUAUAUAAUACCUAAAACAUUUCUAUCAACUGCAAUUUAGUAGCGGUAGAAACACCAUAGUGCAGCACAUUAUUUAAGUGUUCAUGGUGCUGGUGUAAACCUAUUGCAUUUUCAGUUGCAUAAAAGUACAACACAGCUGGGCAUGUUGGCUCACACCUGUAAUCCCAACACUGGGAGACUAAGGCGGUAGGAUUGCUUGAUGCCAGGAGUUUGUGACUGCGCUGGUCAACAUAGUGAGACCCCGUCUCUACAAAAACUAAAAACAUUUUCUAAGUGUGGAAGCACACCCUGUAGUCCCAUCUACUUGGGAGGCUGAGGCAGGAGGACUGCUUGAGCACGGGAGUUCAAGGCUACAGUGAACCAAGAUCAAGCAA
Molecule: messenger RNA, 2468 nt
Organism: Rhinopithecus roxellana (golden snub-nosed monkey)
Lineage: Eukaryota; Metazoa; Chordata; Mammalia; Primates; Cercopithecidae
Gene: ZNF791
Product: zinc finger protein 791
Exons: 4
Coding region: 163-1893 (576 amino acids)
Biological process (GO): regulation of transcription by RNA polymerase II
Molecular function (GO): DNA-binding transcription factor activity; RNA polymerase II cis-regulatory region sequence-specific DNA binding
Source: RefSeq, a predicted model, not a curated record